Molecule: messenger RNA, 730 nt
Organism: Rhododendron vialii
Lineage: Eukaryota; Viridiplantae; Streptophyta; Magnoliopsida; Ericales; Ericaceae
Exons: 7
Coding region: 136-462 (108 amino acids)
Biological process (GO): RNA splicing; spliceosomal snRNP assembly
Cellular component (GO): U4/U6 x U5 tri-snRNP complex; catalytic step 2 spliceosome; U1 snRNP
Molecular function (GO): RNA binding
Source: RefSeq, a predicted model, not a curated record
GUCCUCGAGAUUUUUCGUUUAAAAAUUCCUCCCGACGGCCACGGCAGUAAUCAAGAGUUGAAGAAAUCGGGACUUGAAACCCUAACCCGCCCGGUUUACUGAUUGGUGUUUUUGGCUUUUCGUUCUUAAUUCAAUAUGAGUCGUCCAAUGGAAGAAGAUGCCCCAGCCAAGAAUGAAGAGGAGGAAUUCAGCACUGGGCCUCUUUCUGUUCUGAUGAUGAGUGUUAAAAACAACACGCAGGUGCUUAUCAACUGCAGGAACAACAAGAAGCUUCUGGGACGCGUCAGAGCAUUUGAUCGGCAUUGCAAUAUGGUGCUGGAAAAUGUUCGAGAGAUGUGGACAGAGGUACCAAAGACUGGGAAAGGUAAGAAGAAAGCUCAGCCAGUUAACAAAGAUCGGUUCAUUAGCAAGAUGUUCCUCCGAGGCGAUUCUGUGAUCAUUGUUCUUAGAAACCCUAAGUGAGAGGUAUGCAUGAGUCGUAGGACUGGAUUUUUGGAGGAAGCUUAGCGGAGAGAAUUUAGUUACUUUGGAGUUUCAGUUUUCUGGCUCGUGUAGAACUGAUUGUACUUAAAGUCACAGUUGUUGUAGGAUUUUGCGGAACUUUUUCCAAUUUUUUGCUUCUCUUUAUGUUUGAACCAUGCAACUUUCUUGUGGAUUUUUAUGCUACCAUCUUGUCUUUGUCGUUAUAUUUUUUUGUUCCCAGAAGGCAGAUUUAUUCUGCAUUACAACA